Heterotrigona itama is the source of this 1191-nucleotide messenger RNA. Lineage: Eukaryota; Metazoa; Arthropoda; Insecta; Hymenoptera; Apidae. The record is from the annotation of a GenBank genome assembly.
AUGAAUGUAAUUAAUUGGUCCAUGUAGUUGCUGUCACUUGACAGUUUAAUUUUGUUUUAGUUCAAGUUACGUUCACAAUUUCAAGUUUUGUUCAAUUUCUUUUCAAGAAAUGUGUUCAUCAUGGUUUCUGGUGAAGAUUGUUCAUGUACUGAUGCAACAGAAUCUUCGAACAUAACAUCCUUGCAGUCAGACCCUAUUUAUUCGAUUAAUGCCAAUGUCAAGGAACCUCUUCAUGAUACUGCGACGAGAGAGCACAACACUUUUCAACAAUUUAAUUGUAGGUAGACAAGGAAUUUAAUCAAUGGAAAUUGCUAAAAUUUACGUAUAAAUACGCCAUUAUUUACAAAGUUAAAGACUGUAAAUGUCGAGAGAUACAUUCAACUGUACAACACGGAGCAACAUUAGAACAGUGUGCAGUAACAGGAACAAUACAAGAAUCGUACAAGAAGGAUUCACUGAAAGAUAAAUGUUCGAAGGAACCAUCUUCAAAGCCAUGUUUAUGUUAUGCUCACAAGAUACAGAUCGCAAUCACGGCUGUUUUCGUGUCCUUUUAAAUGGCGAUGGCGAAAAAAGGAAAGAAAAGAUAAAACUUACGAAGUGAAAUUAACACCGAAAAAAUGUCCCCAUUAUGCGGAGCCCUUCAUGUGCUGCGAAAUAUCAGAAGGGAUACCAAGUAAAAAGAAAACACCACCAAAGCCCGAAGGGAAAAAGGUAGAAGUAACAGAGAAAAUUGACAUCUAUUACUUCGACCAUGGGAAUUCUGCAUAUUAUCGAACAACGGAUUCACCGCCGAUAUUAGCGACCGAGAAAUGCGUCGAAAAAACCGAUCAGGCAGCGACUCGAUUUUGGGCCGAGAUAUUUGGGACUAUUCAUAUCGGCACUGCUUUCAUCACAGCAUUUAUUCUACAAUUAGUACGAUUUAUACUUUAUAGUAUAAUUCGACCAUUGACUGUGGGCAUUUUGCAACUGUUAGCGGACUAUUUUAUAAAACCCCUAUUGUCGAUUGUGUUCAAUGCCCUGAUACAGCCUGUACUGAUACUGUUAUACAAUAUUGCAACGUCUUGCAAGGAUCUUUGCGAGCCUAUCGCAGAAGCAGUAGGGCUAUUCUUACGAGAGAUUGCUCACGUUUGCGCGGCGAUUCGGGUCGUCGAGGUGAAACAGGGUACCGCUCCCUCGGUUGCUUGCACUUGA